Messenger RNA from Penicillium macrosclerotiorum, 966 nucleotides. RefSeq names its product putative fructosamine-3-kinase. The coding region runs from base 1 to 966 and encodes 321 amino acids. The record is from RefSeq and is a predicted model, not a curated record. The transcript has a single exon. Lineage: Eukaryota; Fungi; Ascomycota; Eurotiomycetes; Eurotiales; Aspergillaceae.
AUGUCUCCGGUACCACCAGCAAUCAUUCGCAGCCUCCCGUUUUCCUCUUCCAACGUGCAUGCCCAUCUUGAGCCAUCUAGCUCUGGCUUCACCAACACAAGCACCUUGCAUUUGAAGUUUUUAAAAGAUGACGGUCAACCAGAAGAGCGUAAAUAUUUCUUGAAAACCUCUGGAGAUGGCGAAGCCUCUAAAGAGAUGUUCCGAGGCGAAUACGAGUCAUUGAAUGCUAUCGCCAACGCCGUGCCAGGCUUUUGUCCGCGCGCUCUCGCCUGGGGCCGGGUCGACGAGUACGGGGAUGCAAGCAAGUCCGCGGAGUAUUUCCUUGUGACCGAAUUUCUUGAGCUCAAGGGUACCAUGCGCCGCACUCCUAUCGACGAACAAAGUCCGUCCAGCUUGGCGAGCCGGCUAGGAAAACUACAUAGUACGCCCGCGCCGCCGGAUCCUGGAACUGAACGGAAUCGCUACGGGUUUUCUGUGCCAACCUUCUGCGGUGAUACACGGCAACCGAACAAGUUCUAUGAUAGCUGGGCUGAUUUCUAUGCAAACGAGCGAUUGCUCAUGAUCCUUGCAGCCUCUGAGCGGCAGAAUGGCAAAGACGCUGUGCUGCGCGACCUCGUUGAGCAGACCGCCCGUCAGAUUGUCCCCCGACUUCUUGGAGACAAGCAUCUGGGAUAUAAAUCAGAUGGAAAGGGGGAUGGUAUUAAGCCUGUGAUCGUUCAUGGUGAUCUAUGGAGUGGAAACGCCGAUCGGGGAUUCAUCGCAGGCAUAGAUCAGGAGAAGAAUAGUCCUGUUGUGGAUCUGGUGUAUGAUCCUUGUGCAUGCCAUGCACACAGCGAAUAUGAUUUGGGGAUUAUGCGUAUGUUUGGAGGGUUUGGAGGCGACUUUUUCGAGAACUACCAUAAAGUGGUGCCGAAAACUGACCCGGUGAAGGAAUAUAAGGACCGACUGGAGUUGUAUGAACUGUGA